Molecule: messenger RNA, 309 nt
Organism: Chiloscyllium plagiosum (whitespotted bambooshark)
Lineage: Eukaryota; Metazoa; Chordata; Chondrichthyes; Orectolobiformes; Hemiscylliidae
Source: RefSeq, a predicted model, not a curated record
AUGUCCCAGGCGACGAAGAGGAAACACGUGGUAAAGGAGGUGCUGGGUGAUUAUGAGCCGCCCUCUGAGAUACAACAGAUUGUGCGGGUGCUGGGCUCGCCAGGCAACAACCUCCACGAGGUGGAGACGGCGCAGGGGGAUCGCUUCCUCGCCAGCAUGCCCACCAAGUUCCGCAAGAACAUCUGGAUCAAGAGGGGCGACUUCCUCAUCGUGGAUCCCAUCCAGGAAGGCGAAAAGGUGAAGGCGGAAAUUAACUCGAUCCUGUACAAGGAGCACAUCAAACAGCUCAGGAAGGACGGCCUUUGGUAG